CACUUGCUGCAGGUUCGCUGUAGUUAGCCGACCAGCUAACUUUGUCUUGAUAUGGAUAAAUUAGAUAAAAAGAAAGUCCCUGACAGAUUUACAUCAGAUACAUCGUUUACUAAAGACUUGAGACCGUAUUCAUCCACUUCAGUGUCAACAGAAGAGCCGAAGGAUGAAGAAAAAUCACUGGAAGGCAGCUGCUCCGCUUCUGCUUCGUCUGUGCCGACCAAUGAACAUCACGAUAAACAAAUUCCCCAACUUUUUAUCCUUCACAAUAUAAUCGUUGAAAGAUAUGAAGGUGAUAAGUGGGGAGAUGCGUUUCAUGGAGACGGUGUCGCUUACUUUCAAGGUGGUCACGUAUACAAGGGUAGUUUUUCACAUGGGUUAAUGCACGGUCGUGGUGAAUAUAUCUGGCCUGACGGCUUGAAGUAUCAGGGCGAUUUCAAAUCAAAUGUUCUUAUGGGACAUGGGACUUAUACCUGGCCAAAUGGCAGCAUCUAUGAAGGUGAGGUACACAAUGGUGUCCGCCAUGGUGUUGGGACCUACAAGUGUGCUAAAACCAAUACUGUGUACAAAGGUCAGUGGUGUCUGGGCAAAAGACAAGGAAAGGGGAUAAUGUACUAUAACCAAGCAGCCACAUCGUGGUACAAAGGAGACUGGUUAAACAACUGCAGAGACGGCUGGGGAGUACGGUGUUACCCAUCUGGAAAUUUGUAUGAAGGACAAUGGGUUAACAAUAUGCAACAUGGAGAAGGAGUUAUGAAAUGGAUUAGGUUGGAUCAGCAGUACAGUGGACAAUGGUUAAAAGGCAUCCAGGAUGGAAAAGGGACACACACAUGGUUUCGUAAAAGAGUUCCUUGCUCACAGUACCCAUGUAUGAACGAGUACAGCGGGGAAUUUGUUCAGGGAAUGCGCCAUGGUAAAGGAAAGUUCUUAUAUGCCAGUGGAGCUGUUUAUAAUGGAGAAUGGGAACACGACCAAAAGAAUGGACAGGGAAAGUAUGUUUUUGAAGGUGGAUGCAUAUACGAAGGAGAGUUUAUUAAGGACUGCAUGGCUGAAUUUCCUGCUUUCACCCCUGGCCUGAGUGCCCCUUGCACCCCUUACCCAGACAACAAUGAUUUACCCAAGAGAUUUAUACAGUCAAGAAAGAUUUCCUCACUGCUUGGAUCCGACAUGGCUUUAAACAUCCAGGCCCUGUUAAACAGACUCCCUGAGGCUCGCAGGGACCAAGAGUUCAAACAGGUAGAAUUUGCCGUAUUAAGACACAUUGGUUUGCUGAGGGAAAUUUAUAGCUUUUACAGCAACCUUGGACAUCAGCAGACUCCAGACAAAACAUUUCCUCUUACCCACCUUCAGUUCUCACGCUUACUCAAGGACUGUAAAGUUCACCAGCAUGGGAUGACCCUUGCACAAAUAGAUUGCCUCAUCAAUGAAUAUCUUCAGCCAGACGGGGUUUGUUCUCUUUCUACCACUAUUUUGCCGAGAGAGUAUGUCAGCUAUUUGAUCAUUGCAGCAUAUCACAUCUACUGCAAAGACAUUGAGUCAUUUAAUAAUCUACUGGCCACAUGUUUUUCAAAGCUCAUGAAGCAGAACAUCAUUCCCAAUGCAAAGAAUGUGAAAGGGUCUUUGUUCGGUAAUUCGGUCUAUCCUGUGGUUGCUUGUAACUACCAAAAAAGAUGCUGGGACAUUUAUCAGGCACUAUGUAAAGCCAAUUCAGCCAACACUGACAAAACCCUGACUGUAAGGCAGCUUAUUUUGAUGCUCAAGGACCUCUGUCUAUAUGAUAAUGAACUGACUGCAUCUAAAGUACUGGAAAUAGUCUCUGUGGAAAAUCCUGCUGUUUAUGAUGGAACCCACAGCAACCUGGAAUUGGAGAUGACUUUUCUGGAGUUCUUCGAGGCUCUGCUGGGUUGUGCUGAAGUUAAAUGCAAGAGUAUCCAAACCACUGAGUGGCAGACUAACACCGAUCACCAAUACGACACGGUGCAGAAUAUUACAAUUUUAUCCAAAUCAUGCAACACCAUGGACAUGUCAGCACUUGGUUUAAAAGUGGCUUUAUACUCUCAGAGGCUGCUGAAGGCACAGGAAGUGAAGCAGAUCUUGAAGGCCGUAUAAAGAAAACACAGCAAUUCUUUACUCAGACCUUCUUUCCUGCAUAUAAACAUAGUAUGAAGGUGAAGGAGCUGGUGAAAGAGAGACUCAAGCUUACAGAAAAAAGUUGAAUUUCUCUUGCAGAGGUAAAAGCAAGGUA
This is a messenger RNA of Paramisgurnus dabryanus, 2242 nucleotides long. RefSeq names its product radial spoke head 10 homolog B (gene rsph10b). The record is from RefSeq and is a predicted model, not a curated record. Lineage: Eukaryota; Metazoa; Chordata; Actinopteri; Cypriniformes; Cobitidae.